This is a messenger RNA of Sporothrix schenckii 1099-18, 213 nucleotides long. RefSeq lists its product as uncharacterized. The transcript is spliced from 2 exons. Bases 1 to 213 code for a protein of 70 amino acids. NCBI's taxonomy places the organism in Eukaryota, Fungi, Ascomycota, Sordariomycetes, Ophiostomatales, Ophiostomataceae. The record is from RefSeq and is a predicted model, not a curated record.
AUGAUGCUCAAGAAUUUCAUCUUCUACGGAUUCUCCAUGUUCAUCAACACAUGGGCCGCCGUUUCCGGUCCCGGCGCCGUCUUCCGCACAUUCGGUAUUGUGACAAUCGCGCUUUUGGCUACCUGUAUUCCAAUGUAUAUCCUAGGCAAGGCCAAUCGCAGGUUCAUGCACGGCAUUUAUCGUAAAUACAGAAUCUUCCGAGUCAUGGAUUAA